AUGUCCAUUGAUGUUUUUAUGUUUUUGCGAAAAAAAAUAAUAAAACUCGUUGAUAUCGAGUUCGAAAAUUAUCGUGUGCAGUGUUUUCAUUUCGUCGGGGUGCGGAGGAUGCGUUGUUUGUGCCUGUUAAAUAUCCACCGGAAUUUGAAUCCGAGAUCGGACGGCACCGAAUCUCCCAUUUUGGAAGAACAGGAGAGUGCCAAUUCUGAAAAGCCGAAACAGGUUAAAUAUGGUGAACUAGUCAUUUUAGGUUAUAAUGGAUUUUUACCUCAAGGCGACAGAGGCAGGAGAAGAAGCAAAUUCGUUUUCUACAAGCGGCAGGUUGCCAACGGCGUCAAAAGGCUGCGACAUUACGUCGUCAGGACGCCGCACUCGACGCAGGCCAUCCUAGACGUCAACCAGCAUUCGAUAUCCUACACAUUAUCCCGAAACCACGCGGUCAUAGUAGAGUAUACGAGCGAUGAGGACACUGAUAUGUUCCAGAUCGGCAGGUCCUCGGAAACCCCCAUAGAUUUCGUUGUGAUGGACACCAUACCGGGCGAUAAGACGGGCGAUACUAGAAUUAACCAAAGUACAAUUUCGCGGUUCGCUUGUCGGAUACUAUGUGAUAGAACGAAUCCCAAAAUAGCUAGAAUAUACGCGGCGGGAUUCGAUACUUCGAAAAACAUAUUUUUAGGGGAAAAAUCGUUAAAAUGGCAAGAAAACGGCCGGGAAAUAGACGGGUGCACCACCAACGGAGUCCUCGUCAUGCAUCCGCGCGGAAGCUUCUGCGGGGGCGAAGCGAAAUACGAAUAUUGGCUGGAGACCUCCGUAGGUGGAGGUAUAUUUACGCUGAGAGAAUCUCGAUCCGCCCAACAAAGGGGACAAGUGGUCGAGGACGUAACGAAUGUUCUGCAAGACGGAUCUCUAAUUGAUCUUUGCGGCGCUACUUUGUUAUGGCGCUCCGCGGAUGGUCUAGCGAAAUCACCCAACAAACGCGAUCUGGAACGGGAAAUCGACGAGAUAAACGCCGGGCGUCCGCAGUGCCCCGUCGGGCUGAACACUCUGGUGAUUCCCAGACGGGUGUCGCCCAACGAGAACCAACAGCAACCGUACGUUUACCUGAACUGCGGCCACGUCCAAGGAUUGCACGAUUGGGGCCAAGACAAAGAUACGGGCACCAGGAAAUGCCCGAUUUGUUUGGAGUUGGGGCCCGUCGUGAAAGUUUGCAUGGGCUUAGAGCCGGCUUUUUACGUGGAUUCCGGUCCACCUACGUUUGCUUUCAAUCCCUGUGGACAUAUGGCUACGGAAAAAACGGUCAAGUGCUGGGCAAAUUUGGCGAUCCCUCACGGGACCAACGGUUUCAGGGCAGUUUGUCCGUUCUGUGCUUCUCCUUUGAGCGGCUCUCCCGGUUACAUUCGUCUGAUAUUUCAGGAUAACGUCGAUUAA
Messenger RNA from Phyllotreta striolata, 1428 nucleotides. The record is from the annotation of a GenBank genome assembly. Lineage: Eukaryota; Metazoa; Arthropoda; Insecta; Coleoptera; Chrysomelidae.